AUGGCGAGCUUCUCCCGUCCAGUCGCCUCGAGCAUUGCCGGGGUUGGCUUUACCGUCUAUUCCGAUGAAGAGAUCAAAAAGCUAUCGGUGAAAAGAAUUCACAAUACCCCGACAUUGGAUUCUUUCAACAAUCCAGUUCCUGGUGGUCUCUAUGACCCUGCGAUGGGCGCUUGGGGUGAUCAUGUUUGUACUACAUGUCGUCAGAAUUCUUGGUCAUGCACUGGCCAUGCUGGUCACAUUGAACUUCCGGUUCCCCUCUACAAUGUCACUUUCUUCGAUCACAUCUAUCGCCUUCUUCGCGCGCAGUGUGUAUACUGUCAUCGCCUGCAGAUGUCUCGUGCGCAUGUUAACAUGUAUACCUGCAAGCUGCGCCUCUUGCAGUAUGGACUUCUUGAUGAAGUAGCCAUCGUUGAUGCCAUGGGGACGAACAAAGGAGGCUCAUCCAAGGCUGCUAAGGGCAAUGGUGACGACUCUGAAGACGACGAGGAUGACAUUGACAGUAUCAUGGACAAGCGGACUGACUACGUUGAACUGUCUAUCCGGGAGGCCAAAAAAGAUGGGAGACUCAGCGGCUUAAUGGCAGGCGGAAAGAACCCCAUUGCCGCAGAGCAAAGGCGAGAGUUGGUCAAAACCUUCCUCAAGGAUAUCAACAGCUACAAGAAAUGUACUAACUGCAGCGGUAUCUCUCCCUCGUACCGAAAAGAUCGUUAUAACAAGAUCUUCAAGAAAGCUCUCCCUGAAAAGUCGAAACAAGCCAUGUUGAAUGGCGGAUUCCAGGCCCCCAACGCCCUUAUGCUUCUUGAUUCUGACAAGGCAAACUCAAAGACGAACGGUACUCGCUCUGGAAGUGAAGCCUCAGAAACACAUGGAGCCGAGGAAGAAAUUCGCCGUGGCGCUGCUACCGCUCAAAAGUCUACUUUUGGCCAAGAGUUCAUGACCUCUGCGGAGGUUUAUAGCUGCUUGAAACUACUUUUCGCGAAGGAUAGUGAAGUCUUACAGCUUGUCUACAAUUCCCAGCCUGUUCCGAAGGGGGCAACCGUGGUUAAUGCCGACAUGUUCUUUAUUAGAAGCCUUCUCGUUCCGCCAAACAAGUACCGCCCAGCUGCUGCACAGGGCGCAGGCGCGGUCAUGGAAGCGCAACAAAAUACCAUUUUCAAUGCCAUUCUUAAGCGAUGCGAUACCGUCAACCAAAUCAGCAAGGAAAUCCAGAACCAGACCGAAAAUGAAAGCAUUCGUAUCCGAAACUACAGUGAUUUGCUUCAAACCAUCGUUACACUUCAGGACGAUGUCAACGGUCUGAUCGAUAAGGAACGGACCUCUGUGACUGGUUCAGCUGUUGUAUCUUUACCUAAUGGUGUCAAACAACUUCUUGAAAAGAAGGAGGGUUUGUUCCGAAAGAACAUGAUGGGAAAGCGUGUCAACUUCGCUGCCCGUAGUGUCAUUUCGCCUGAUCCGAACCUUGAGACGAACGAGAUUGGUGUGCCUCUUGUGUUCGCUAAGAAGCUGACCUUCCCCGAACCCGUCACCCAACACAAUUUUUGGGAAUUGAAGGAGGCUGUGAUUAAUGGCCCUGACAAGUACCCGGGUGCUGCCGCAAUCGAGAAUGAGAAUGGACAAGUUGUGAACCUGAAGUUCAAGAGCUUGGAUGAACGUACGGCCCUUGCUAAUCAGCUUCUGGCACCAUCCAAUUGGCGUCUGAAGGGAUCACGGAACAAGAAGGUGUACCGCCAUCUCACCACCGGCGAUUAUGUCUUGAUGAACCGUCAACCCACCCUUCACAAACCGUCUAUCAUGGGCCACAAAGCUCGUGUCCUUCCAAAUGAGCGGACUAUUCGCAUGCACUACGCCAACUGUAAUACUUACAACGCUGAUUUCGACGGUGACGAAAUGAACAUGCAUUUCCCACAAAAUGAGCUUGCUCAAGCAGAAGCUCGGAUGUUAGCCGAUGCUGACCACCAGUACUUGGUUGCCACCUCCGGUAAACCUCUGCGAGGUCUUAUUCAAGAUCAUAUUUCCAUGGGAACGUGGCUCACUUGUCGGGAUAGCUUUUUCGACGAGGAAGAUUAUCAUCAACUUCUUUACAGUUGUCUGAGGCCCGAAAACUCACACAUUGUCAGUGAUCGAAUUGAACUUGUGGAGCCCGCUUUUGUCAAGCCCAAGUACUUGUGGACAGGAAAACAGUUGAUUACCACAAUUCUGAAGAACAUCAAGCCCCCACAGCGUGCUGGACUUACCCUCAAGGGCAAAUCCUCGACUCCUGCCAACCGUUGGGGGGAGGGCAGUGAGGAAGGCGAUGUUAUCUUCAAAGAUGGAGAGUUCUUGUGCGGUAUUCUUGACAAGAAGCAGCUUGGUCCAACUGCUGGUGGUCUUAUCGAUGCUGUCCAUGAGAUUUAUGGCCAUACCGUUGCUGGAAAGCUCAUGAGUAUUCUUGGUCGUCUUCUCACCAGAUUCUUGAACAUGCGAGCAUUCACUUGUGGUAUUGAUGAUCUCCGAUUGACUAAAGAGGGUGAUCGUAUGCGCAAAGAGAAGCUGAGCACAGCAGCCCAAAUGGGUCGCGAAGUUGCACUGAAAUACGUCACGCUGGACAAGACAGCGGAGAAGGAUGAUACCGAAUUAAAUCGCCGGCUGGAGGACGUGCUCCGUGACGAUGACAAGCAAAGUGGACUGGAUAGCGUCUCUAACUCUCGGUCCGCUCAACUCUCUUCGGAUAUCACCAAGGCCUGUCUCCCUGCCGGUCUUGCUAAGCCCUUCCCGUGGAAUCAAAUGCAGUCUAUGACAAUCUCUGGUGCCAAGGGUUCCGGCGUCAAUGCCAACCUUAUUUCCUGCAACUUGGGACAACAAGUUUUGGAAGGUCGUCGUGUACCGGUCAUGAUCAGUGGUAAAACUCUUCCAUCCUUCCGAGCCUAUGAAACUCACCCUAUUGCCGGUGGUUAUGUCUCUGGUCGUUUCUUGACUGGUAUCAAGCCACAGGAGUACUACUUCCACGCCAUGGCUGGUCGUGAGGGUUUGAUUGAUACUGCUGUUAAGACUUCCCGUUCCGGUUACCUGCAGCGUUGUUUGAUUAAGGGCAUGGAGGGACUGAGAGCCGAAUAUGACUCCUCCGUUCGUGAAGCGUCGGAUGGAUCUAUUGUUCAGUUCCUGUAUGGUGAGGAUGGUCUCGAUAUCACUAAGCAGGUCCAUCUUAAUGACUUCGGAUUCCUUGCGGAGAACUAUGAAUCUAUUCUCGAGCAAGUUCAAUCUCACCAAUACGCCAAUCUGGCAAAGGAGGAGGUCUCCACAUGGCAUAAGGACGCUAUGCGGAAGGUGCGCAAGACCGGAAAGGUUGAUGCUAUGGACCCUGUUUUGGCCCAUUACCCUCCAGGUGGUAACUUGGGCAGUACAUCCGAGGCAUUUGCCCAGGCACUCAAGAAGUACACCGACAGCAACCCUGACAACAUGUUCAAGGAGAAGAAGAAGGAGCUGGAAGGAAUCGAGAAGGUGGUGGAUGGGUUCAAGAAGAAGUUCCCUAAGAAGACAUUUGAUGCUUUAAUGAACAUGAAGUAUAUGAAGUCUAUCAUCGACCCUGGCGAGGCGGUCGGUAUCAUGGCCGGUCAGUCUGUCGGUGAACCGUCGACACAGAUGACAUUGAACACUUUCCAUUUGGCUGGUCACUCCGCAAAGAACGUCACCCUGGGUAUUCCCCGUCUUCGUGAAAUUGUCAUGACUGCCAGUGCUUCGAUUAUGACCCCUACCAUGACCCUCCUUCUCAACGAAGAAAUCCCCAAGGAUGACGCUGAGAAGUUUGCUAAGGCUAUUAGCAAACUCACUAUCGCCGAGGUGGUGGAUAAGGUUCAAGUGAGGGAACGAAUUGGUGCGGGUGUCGGCCAUGCUAGAGCCAAGAUUUACGAUAUUGACAUUAAUUUCUUCCCUGCUGAGGAGUACGUCAAGGAGUAUGCUAUCCAGACCAGGGAUGUCCAAAACGCCUUGCAGAGCAAAUUGAUUCCCCGUCUUGUCAAAGUCACAAGAGCGGAGUUGAAGAAGCGAAAUGAGGAUAAGACUGGAACCAAGUCCUCAACUGCCCAGCCACAGAUCGGUGUCUCAGUCGGUAAAUCCGCAGACGGCCCUGAUGGUACCGAGCGCGCGGCCGAGCAGGCCGAGGACGAUAAUGAGGAUGACGAGGAUGACGCCAAGAGAUCUCGUGGAACUCACAACAGGAGCAACCAAAUCUCCUACGAGGCCCCGGAUGAUGAUGAGCAAAACAUCAUUAGACAGCAGGACUCUUCGGAUGAUGAGGAGGAAGAGGAGACUACCAAGACCUCUCAGUCAAAGGGUGAUGUAAGCAUGAAUGACGCCGAUGACUCAGACGAUGAGGACGACGAAGACAGCAACAUCCGAGAGGACGACGUCAAGAGCAAGUUUGAGGAGAUCACCAAAUUCAAAUUCGAUCCCAAGAAUGGCAACUCGUGCUCCAUUCAACUGCAGUAUGACAUCGAGACACCUAAGCUUCUGCUCCUUCCCCUGGUUGAGGCUGCCGCACACCACGCGGUGAUUCAGUCUAUCCCUAGCUUGGGUAACUGUGUCUUCGUCGAGGCCGAUCCCCUUAAGGGUGAACCCGCCACAGUUCUUACCGAGGGUGUCAAUCUGCUCGCUAUGCGUGAAUACCAGGAUGUCAUCAAGCCACACUCGAUCUACUGUAACUCCAUCCAUGACAUGCUUCAUUACUACGGAGUCGAGGCUGCUCGUGCUACUAUUGUUCGCGAAAUGGAUGCCGUUUUCAAGGGUCACAGUAUCUCCGUUGAUAACCGUCAUUUGAACCUGAUCGGUGAUGUGAUGACCCAGUCUGGUGGCUUCAAGGCUUUCUCCCGUAACGGCCUGGUCAAGGACGCUACCUCAGCAUUUGCCCGCAUGUCCUUCGAAACUACCGUCGGUGCUCUCAAGGAAGCUGUCCUUGAGCGUGAUGUCGAAAACCUGAAAGGCCCCAGUGCGCGCAUUGUUGUCGGCCGUUCUGGUACUGUUGGAACGGGUGCGUUUGACGUGCUCGCUCCAGUUGCAUAG
Messenger RNA from Penicillium angulare, 5034 nucleotides. RefSeq names its product DNA-directed RNA polymerase I core subunit RPA190. Bases 1 to 5034 code for a protein of 1677 amino acids. NCBI's taxonomy places the organism in Eukaryota, Fungi, Ascomycota, Eurotiomycetes, Eurotiales, Aspergillaceae. The transcript has 4 exons. Gene Ontology annotation, biological process: DNA-templated transcription. Gene Ontology annotation, cellular component: RNA polymerase I complex. Gene Ontology annotation, molecular function: DNA binding; DNA-directed RNA polymerase activity. The record is from RefSeq and is a predicted model, not a curated record.